Messenger RNA from Drosophila ficusphila, 1989 nucleotides. Its product is annotated as E3 SUMO-protein ligase ZBED1-like. Gene Ontology annotation, molecular function: protein dimerization activity. The coding region runs from base 1 to 1989 and encodes 662 amino acids. The record is from RefSeq and is a predicted model, not a curated record. The transcript has 3 exons. NCBI's taxonomy places the organism in Eukaryota, Metazoa, Arthropoda, Insecta, Diptera, Drosophilidae.
AUGCUCAUGAUAGCACGGGACGUUCAACCGUUUUCCAUGGUUGAGGACGAGGGAUUCCGUGAUUUAAUGCAGCACAUGGACCCAAAAUACAAAAUCCCGAGCAGAACCUUUUUCAGAGAAGUAAUGCUACCUAAGCUAUACAAAGAUUUGAAAAAGGAUCUGGAAUGUGAGCUCGAGGAUGUCCAGUACGUUGCUAUUACCACGGAUGGAUGGACUUCCCGUGCAAAUGAAGCUUACAUAACUGUUACGUGCCAUUUUGUGGACAAAAAGUUUCAGCUAGUUUCAGCGGUCUUGUCGACGGCGAGUCUUUUGACGCCCACAAAUCACUCAGCACUGAAUAUCGCUGAUACUAUUCGACAAGUAUUAAAUGAGUGGAAACUUCUGCAUAAAGUUGUAACUAUAGUAACUGAUAACGACGCUACAAUGAAGAAGGCAUGCGAACAUCUGCAAAUGAAACAUUUUCCAUGUUUUGCGCACACGAUUAACUUGCUGGUUCAAGAAAUUCUCAAAUUGGAGAUUAUUAAACCCAUUCUUACCAAGUGCAAGACUGUUGUCGCAUUUAUGAAGCGAAGUUCGACUGCCAUGACGAAAUUUAAGGAAGCUCAAAUGGUGACUGACCCACUUGGAUUAAUUCAAGAGGUACCAACUAGGUGGAACAGUGCCUUCCAAAUGAUGGAACGAAUUUUGAAAACCAAUGGGGCACUCUCAAUUUCAUUGUUAGGAACUGCAAAGGCUCCGGCACCUUUCUCUGCCAAGGAAAUUAGUGUCCUGGAGGAACUUUGUUCAUUGCUUCGUCCGUUCGAGAAAGCCACAAAAUUAAUAUCGGGCGGGAAGUACCCCACUAUGUCCCUCGUCAUUCCAAUUGUCUGCGAAAUGCAAAUACAAGUGUUUUCCUAUAAACAAAGCUUUAAAAGCCCAGAAGCCAAUCUGGCAUUUAACUUUUUAAGUGAUCGCUUUAAUGAUCGUUUUGGGAACUAUGAAACGCGCACUGUUCCUAGGAUGGCAACAUUAAUUGACCCCAGGUUCAAAAAACAGGGUUUCCAAAGAACAAAUAAUACCGAUCAAGCAUGUCGAGCAUUAGAAGACGAGCUUCACAACGUUAUUAAAAAUUUGGCUCAAGAACCAUCCACAUCAGCGUCGAUAGCGCCUACACCACCCAAUUCAUCUUCGAGUUUUUUUACGAAUCUUCAACUCAAAAUAAAUGCAAAAACGACGACUACGCGUUCUGACGCAAUUAUAUUGCUCAGACAGCAUAUAGAAAGCGGGAACGAGCCAGAAACUUGCGAUCCCCUACAUUUUUGGAUGCUGUGUUCAAACAACAUGCAGCCCUUCAAGGAGCUAACAAAAAAAUUUCUAUGUAUUCCAGCCACGUCGUGUGAAUCUGAGAGAGCGUUUAGCAAAGCAGGCCAAAUAAUUUCGGAUCGUCGUACCCGGUUGAAGUCCGAAGCCACAGAGGGAGCCACGGGAUCAGCACUUUUCGCAAGCAGUGGAAAACCAAAGUCAAAGAAGAAGUCCAAGGAAACUGACAGUUGCCAUUACUACAAGAAAAGAGUACAUUGGGUGACAGACUGCAAGAAGUGGAUUUCUGAUGGACGACCAAAGAGUAAUGCUCCUCAAAGCAACACCGUAGAUACCAAUUUAACUUUAGUUGUCGUCUCUGAAGAUGCUCUAAAAAUGGAAACAAAUUCAUCGGUAGACACAGGAUGGUGGAUCGACAAUGGAGCGACGAAACUCGUGACCAGCUGUCCAGACCAGUUCGUUGAUUUCCAAGAGCUUCAUAGUCCAUGCGUCAUCAAAGCUGCUGGAAAAGAAUCUCUCAAGGCGAUUGGGAAGGGAACAAUCGAGAUUCUGUCCUUCACUAAGGAUGCGACACUAAAGAUGACGUUGACCGAUGUUUGGUAUGUUCCGAAAAUUUCGAAGAACUUAUUCUCUGUUUUAGCAGCCAAGCUGUUUAGCAUUCAACAGCAACCAAGUGCUGGCUGGAAGUAG